GGCGAGUUCCGAAAGGAUCCGCUCGGCUUUAUCGUCCGACUGACCUCCGAGUCGACUCAGUACUAUGCCGGCAACGGAUGGCAGUCGUAUCGGGACUACAUCGGCACCCGCAUCAUGUUCAUGCAGUACGCUGCCGAGAUCAAGUCGUCCCUUCUGGCUUCGCCAAAACUCCAGAAAUCGAUUCAGAGCUUUGCUCUCGCCAGAUACAACCUGGAGACAGACCAUAAACUAAACUUUGAGGAUAUGGAGAAGGAGUAUUACGCCAAGGCUUCGCAAAUCAUCGACAAGCUCAUUGCGAACAUGACUUCGAUCACCACCGUGCGAUUCAUUGCCUUUAUGACCGGCAACAUGCUGAUGCGGCUCUAUCAUCAGGGAAUACACAUUCGCGAGAGCGAGUGGCGCAUGCUUCAAGAAACUGCCAAGCUUGCCGAGAAGAAGGGGCUAUCGCUGAUCGUUCUGCCAUGCCACAAAUCGCACAUCGAUUAUCUUGUCAUCAGCUAUGUAUUUUAUCGAUUUGGACUGGCCCUGCCCCAUAUUGCUGCCGGCGACAACCUCGAUCUCCCGGUUAUCGGCCCGCUGCUUCGAUCGGCCGGGGCCUUCUUUAUCCGUCGCAAGUGGAACGACGACGCACUAUACACCACCAUCAUGAGGGAAUACAUUGAGCUGCUCUUGUUGAGGGGCUACAACAUUGAAGUGUUUAUCGAAGGCACCCGUAGUCGCAUCGGCAAGCUGCUCCAGCCAAAGCUGGGAAUCCUGAAGAUCAUAAUGGAUGCUGUGAUGAACAGGCGGGUGCGCGACUGUUUGAUUGUGCCAAUGAGUAUCGGCUACGAUAAGGUAAUCGAGACCGAGUCAUACGUCCACGAGCUUCUCGGACGCGAGAAGGAAAAGGAGAGUCUCUAUCAGCUCUUCAGUAGCGCGAACGUGCUGAACCUCAAGUGGGGGCGAGUCGACAUCCGCUUCUCUCAGAUCUUUUCCCUGCGGGAGUACAUCGAGGAACAGAUCAAGAGUCGCGGAGAUACAUUUGAUCCAGUGAACCAGUCCAAGGACCAUGAUGUACUGCUCCAAGCGCUAGGAUUCCGAGUGCUCAGCGAUAUCAACUCGGUCAGCGUUGUUAUGCCAACAGCGCUCGUUGGCACUGUCAUCCUGACGCUCCGUGGCCGUGGCGUGGGCAGAGAUGAGCUGAUUCGAAAGGUCGACUGGCUCCGAAAUGAGAUUGCGUCCAAAGGUGGCAACGUUGCUGACUUUGGCGGCAUGACGACGGGCAUGAUCGUGGACCGAGCAAUCCACGACCUGAAGCAUCUGAUUGGGCAUCGAAUGGAUCUUUUGGAGCCUGUGUUCUUCCCACUGAAGCGGUUCGAGCUCAGCCUUUACCGCAAUCAAGUCAUUCACUUGUUUGUGCCCGAGGCAAUCGUGGCCACGUCCAUCUACACCAAGAUCAAGUACGGAGGGCCGAUUGUGCAACAGCGUCUGCCCUACCACCCAACACUCUUUGAAGAGGCAUCGUUCUUGUCGCACCUGCUCAAGGGCGAGUUUAUCUAUGGGCCCAGUGGCAUGGACAAGAACCUGGAUGCGGCAGUGCGAUCGCUCCACGAUGCCAAGGUCAUAUCCAUCGAGGAGGAUCCAGGCGACAUAUAUGGUGUUCCGAGCAGUUACGAAAGCACAAGAUUGCACAAGACUGUUUGGGUGUCGCUGAGCUCUGAAGAGCGCAAAAAGGGCCGUGAGACGUUCGAUUUCUUUUGUUUCUUGUUGUGGCCGUUCAUCGAAGCAUACUGGCUUGCAGCCGUCAGCCUGUUCGUCAUCGUGCCGGACACCUUGCCGCGGUCUCGGAGUCAUGACGCAGAGAUUCCGCCAGAAGAUCGGCUGGAUGAGAGCUGCUGGGUCGAGGAGAAGGAGUUUCUGGAUCGCGCCCAGGCGUUUGGCAAGACACUGUACUUUGAAGGCGAUAUCUCGUACUUUGAAUCAGUCAACAAGGAAACGAUCAAGAAUGCCAUCACUCGUCUGAUGGAGAUGGGGGUGCUGCUGUGCCGCAAGUUCAUUCCGGUUCCUGGAAGCAGCAGCGAGGACAACGAGCUUCCACGGCCAAUGGAGCUUCCAUCGGUUGAGCCGACGGUGCGACCAAACCAACCAAAGACACCCAAGCCGGCGCUGCCAAGUGUGAAGUCCUAUCUGGCGGUCCACCCCAAUUGGCUCCCGCCAGAGAACCUCCCUCCGGUGAGGCUUGGUAGCUCGGAGCAGCAUCUGGAAUCGGUGCAUGAUCAGUGGGUCCGACACAAGCCUGCAGGCAAGCUGUGGGAACUAUGCGAGCACAUCAGCACCUUCCGACGGGAAGGCAAAAACCGCCGCGACACCGAGACCGUGUCGAUGCGGGUGCUGAGACUUGCUCGCAUCGCAGCGCAGGCGAUCAAAUCGGGACGCACUGCGGAUAUGGGAUCCGGUGCGUCCACGGGCGGCCAGCGUAAGCCUGGAGUGGGCGGCAGCGAAUCGAGCCCUGUUGAGGAGGCAGGACAAGUUGAUGGUGCGGCGGGUCGCGCAACCAAGCACGAGCGAUCCAAGCUCUAGUCCGCCUCGAGUAUGGCCG
Polychytrium aggregatum is the source of this 2578-nucleotide messenger RNA. Its product is annotated as putative acyltransferase. Gene Ontology annotation, cellular component: mitochondrial membrane. The coding region runs from base 115 to 2559 and encodes 814 amino acids. The transcript has 16 exons. NCBI's taxonomy places the organism in Eukaryota, Fungi, Chytridiomycota, Chytridiomycetes, Polychytriales. The record is from RefSeq and is a predicted model, not a curated record.